Rosa chinensis is the source of this 648-nucleotide messenger RNA. RefSeq names its product B3 domain-containing transcription factor LEC2. The transcript has 3 exons. Gene Ontology annotation, molecular function: DNA-binding transcription factor activity; DNA binding. Lineage: Eukaryota; Viridiplantae; Streptophyta; Magnoliopsida; Rosales; Rosaceae. Bases 1 to 648 code for a protein of 215 amino acids. The record is from RefSeq and is a predicted model, not a curated record.
AUGGAGAACUCCCGCCCACCUUUCACUCCAACAACAACCACCACCAGCUCUUCUUCAUUUUCAACUCUGGAUAGUUCAUCAUCUUUGUCGUACUAUUAUCCGGCGGUUCAGAACCCACCACCACACCCUUCCCGGCAGCAGCAGCCCUUUUUGCCAUGGAACUUUCCAGUCUAUCCCUCUCCAGUCCCAAACCCUUACUGGCAGCAGCAGCCCUUUUUGCCAUGGCACAUUCCAGUCUAUCCCUCUCCAGUCCCAAGUCCGGCUGUCGAUGCAAGUGUAUCCAGGGCUGCGAGGGAGGAGAGAAGAAUGGCACGCCAACAAAGAAGAUUUAUUCUGAGCACAAGAAAUGAUGCUCAUGCCGCAUCUCCUUCUUCGAGAAUGGGAGGAGAGAGGGAUGCAACUGAUGCUGGUUCUGAUGCACAGAACAACGAACAAGACCUCUACUUGUUCUGCACGCCGGGUCAGUGGAAACUGAGAUUUUUGUUCAAAAAGGAGAUCAAGAAGAGUGAUGUUGGAUCUUGGGGCAGGAUUGUCCUUCCUAAGAGGGAGGCAGAAAAAUACCUUCCCAGCCUCUCUGACAAGGAAGGAAUCGAGUUGAUGAUCAAGGAUGCCCUCUCAAAUCAAGAGUGGGGUUUGACAUACAAGUAG